UGGUAUAUAGAUGCCGCCCUCGCUACACCGCCGCUCUGCAUUCCAAUAGGCCAUCAUUGUGAUAUUUUCUGCUCAACGCCAGUGCUAACUGUAGUACUCUCAGCACGGACAAUCUGCAGCUAAGCUACUAGCAGUCAUGUGUCUGCAUAACUGGCUAUAGUGUAACCCCUCCACCCUCCACCCUCAACACCAAACCCAACUUAUAUCCAUCUUGUAUCCAUAGCUAUUCCCAUCAUUAAGACAUUCUAAAACAUCCAACUUCCCAAAGAAAAGAAAAAACAAACAGACCUAUUCCCACCACCAAAAUGACCCUCAACCAACCAACCUCUCCCAACUCCCAGAAUUUCCAACACCCGCAAGAAGACCCCUCCGACCCCCAAAAACCCAGCCGCGAAGCCGUCUCCGCCUUCACCGCCUCCCUCCACUCCCUCGGCGCAAACUACACAUCCGACCUCGUCGACCGCGCCAAGAAUUUACAUGGGAACUCCGAGGCGCUGCGGGCGCAGGAAGAACAGCUCGCGCGGACGACGGCGGACCUGCACAAGCAGAAUAAUGAGUGGGGGAAGGUGGCGGAUGAUGCGCGCAAUGGGCUGAAGGAGAUUGGUGAUGUGCAAAAUUGGGCUGAGAUGAUUGAGCGGGAUUUGCUGGUUGUUGAGGAAGUGCUGGGUGUUGUGGAGGAAGAGGAUUUUGAGAGGGAGAGGGAGCGGGAGCGGCAGGGAAAUAUUAGUGAGAGUGAUGGUGAGAUGGAUAUUGAUGGGCAGGCAGUUAAUGGAAGUCAGAAUGGAAACGGGGUUUUGAAUGGUGGUUUGGAUGGGAAUGGGAAGAUUGGUGGAGAGGAUGGGGAGGAUGGGAAAGCGAUGGGAAAGGGCAAGGCGAAGGCCAAGGGGACAGAGAAGAAAGGGUGGUUUUCUUGGUGGUGAUUUAUGGAUCUCUUGCAUUUGCUAUUUACUAUUGACUAUGAUGAGUUACGAAUUAUGAUGAUAAGAUGUUUUUGGGUAGUUAAUGUAUCAAAUCAAGAUACGAGUAUUAGCAUUGUAGAGGUAUUUGCAUCGCUGAUAAAUACAUUCAGUUCAGUUCAAGAUACAUUGAGUAAAGUAGAAAGUGAGUCCCAAACGCCAUUGAUGCCCUGCUUUGUCCUCAAAAUUGUUUUUGCACACGAGCGCUACAUUAAUAUCAAAUUCAACCCCCCUUAGCGCGUAAAAAUAUCAAAUGAAAAGGCAUCACAUAUUCGCCAACUCGUUAUCAAUCUGGCGGUCGAGGAAUGCUCGCUUGUCUCCGACAAGUGUCGUCUGGAGUCGUUGCUCAACCAAAGCGCGAACU
Molecule: messenger RNA, 1320 nt
Organism: Aspergillus versicolor CBS 583.65
Lineage: Eukaryota; Fungi; Ascomycota; Eurotiomycetes; Eurotiales; Aspergillaceae
Exons: 1
Coding region: 306-920 (204 amino acids)
Biological process (GO): endosomal transport
Cellular component (GO): BLOC-1 complex
Source: RefSeq, a predicted model, not a curated record